Desarmillaria tabescens is the source of this 372-nucleotide messenger RNA. RefSeq lists its product as uncharacterized. NCBI's taxonomy places the organism in Eukaryota, Fungi, Basidiomycota, Agaricomycetes, Agaricales, Physalacriaceae. The coding region runs from base 1 to 372 and encodes 123 amino acids. Gene Ontology annotation, molecular function: mRNA binding. Gene Ontology annotation, biological process: mRNA splicing, via spliceosome. Gene Ontology annotation, cellular component: cytoplasmic stress granule. The record is from RefSeq and is a predicted model, not a curated record. The transcript is spliced from 3 exons.
AUGUAUCUCUAUUCCCUAUGCCCCCACAAGCGAAAUAAGACGUUCACAGAGGAGCGACUGAAGAGGGACUUUGGAGAGUACGGCGACAUUGAGUUGGUCAACUUUCUCAAGGAAAAGAACUGUGCCUUUGUCAACUUUACGAACAUUUCCAAUGCGACCAAGGCCAUCGAGGCCAUCAAGAGCAAGCCCGAAUAUGCCAACCUGAGGAUCGCGCACGGGAAAGAUCGAUGUGCGAACCCCCCGAGAUCGGGACCGCAGGGGGCGUCUGGUGGACGGAGGUCGACGUCAGGUGCUGGCGCUCCCGAAGAUAUGGAGGGCGUCGAGGGUGGGGACGGGGAUGAAGUCGCCAACAUUGAGCCGAUGGCGGCAUAG